AUGGCUUUGCCUCAGCUCUUGCAUUCCCCUCAAUCCUCCACCUCCUCCUCCCUAAUCCCCACAAAAACCCACUCAAUACCCUCGCACCAUGCUAAAUCCGCCGCCGCCGGCCUCUUCUCCCCACCGCACCAGAGGCGGCGGAGGUCCUGCUCCCUCUCCUGCUCCGCCUCCUCCUUCUCGGAGAAGCACCACACCAAUCCCCCCAAGUCCGACGACGUCGUCGAGCUCCCCCUUUUCCCGCUCCCCUUGGUCCUCUUCCCCGGCUCCGUCCUCCCUCUCCAGGUCUUCGAGUUCCGCUACCGGAUGAUGAUGCACACCCUCCUCCACACGGACCUCCGAUUCGGCGUGAUCUACACCGACGCUGCCUCCGGCACGGCCGAAGUAGGCUGCGUUGGCGAGGUAAUCAAGCACGAGCGCCUCGCAGACGACCGAUUUUUCCUCAUCUGCAAAGGCCAGGAGCGGUUCCGGGUCACCCGCCUCGUCCGCACCAAACCCUACCUCGUCGCGGAGGUGACGUGGCUCGAGGACCGCCCGUCCGCCGCCACCGGCGGCGGCGAGGACCUUGACGCGCUGACCAACGAGGUGGAGAUGUACAUGAAGGACGUGAUCCGGCUGUCCAACCGGCUCAAUGGGAAACCGGAGAAGGAGGUGCAGGAUCUGAGGAGGAAUCUUUUUCCAACUCCGUUCUCGUUUUUUGUGGGGAGCACGUUUGAGGGAGCCCCGCGUGAGCAGCAGGCCCUGCUGGAGCUCGAGGACACAGCCACGAGGCUGAAGAGGGAGAAGGAAACUCUGAAGAAUACACUGAAUUACCUGUCGGCGGCUUCGGCUGUUAAGGAUGUUUUCCCGUCUUCGUAG
This is a messenger RNA of Striga hermonthica, 855 nucleotides long. NCBI's taxonomy places the organism in Eukaryota, Viridiplantae, Streptophyta, Magnoliopsida, Lamiales, Orobanchaceae. The record is from the annotation of a GenBank genome assembly.